This is a messenger RNA of Dama dama (fallow deer), 2267 nucleotides long. It is a transcript of the gene DDX59, whose product is annotated as DEAD-box helicase 59. NCBI's taxonomy places the organism in Eukaryota, Metazoa, Chordata, Mammalia, Artiodactyla, Cervidae. Bases 152 to 2014 code for a protein of 620 amino acids. Gene Ontology annotation, molecular function: ATP binding; RNA helicase activity; nucleic acid binding. The transcript has 8 exons. The record is from RefSeq and is a predicted model, not a curated record.
GGAAACGUGGAUCCCGCCCUCCGCGCCGUCCCCACGCAGCAGGGUGGCCGUACGCUGCGCGCUCGUCGGCCGGAAGCCCGGCCCAGUGCCUCAGGGGGAGCCGCCCCGAGCGGGAGCUGACACGGCCGCAGUCCUUGCGGAGUAUUGAAGGAUGUUCGUUCCAAGAUCCCUGAAAGUCAAGCGGAACGCUAACGAUGACAGUGGAAGUUGUGUAGCCAAGAAAGUCAAACCCGAGGCAGAAGACCGGGGGCUGGAUGCAGGUGGGGAUGGUCUCGCGGAUGCCUCGGGUACCAAAGGGGCUGCCGCAGCGGCCCACCAGGGGGCCCAGCUGCGCCCUCUCCCCGGGCCUACUGGCCCGGCGUCCGAAGGGACUCUGCCCGACUCCGAGCCAGGGACACAGACUGGCGAUCUCCCCGAAGAGCCGGUGAAGUCCUUCUCCAAAACCCAGCGGCAGGCCGAGCCCGGGGAGCCCGUAUGCGUGGUGUGCGGUCGGUACGGCGAGUACGUGUGCGACGAGACGGACGAAGACGUGUGUAGCCUGGAAUGCAAAGCCAAGCACCUGCUGCAGGUGAGGGGCGCGGAAGCGGCGUCCCAGCCGAGCCGCCAGCAGAAAGCGGGCUCCGAGUCGGUGGCACCGGGCCCUACUCCCUACGUCUACACAGAGCACGCUUUCAUCGCGCACCUUCGGGAGGACCAGAUUGAGAACCUCAGGCGGCAGCUGGGGAUCACUGUCCGAGGCCGAGGCGUCCCCAGGCCCAUCGUUGACUUUGAGCACUGCGGCUUCCCUGAGGCCCUAAACCGCAACCUGAAGGCCUCCGGCUACGAAGUGCCCACCCCCAUCCAGAUGCAGAUGAUUCCGGUGGGCCUUCUGGGCAGAGACGUGCUGGCCAGCGCGGACACCGGCUCCGGGAAGACGGCCGCCUUCCUGCUUCCGGUCAUCGUGCGAGCUCUGUCUCAGAGCAAAUCGCCGUCGGGGCUGGUCCUCACGCCCACGAGGGAGCUGGCCAUUCAGAUCGAGCGGCAGGCCAAGGAGCUGAUGAGCGGCCUGCCCUGCCUGAGGACUGCGCUCCUGGUGGGGGGCCUGCCUGCGCCCCCCCAGCGGCACCGCCUGCGCCAGCGCAUUCAGGUUAUCAUAGCAACUCCUGGGCGACUUCUGGAUAUGAUAAAGCAGAGAUCUGUAGAACUCGGCAGUAUAAAAAUUGUAGUAGUGGAUGAAGCUGACACCAUGUUAAAGAUGGGCUUUCAGCAGCAAGUGCUUGACGUCCUGGAGCAGCUGCCUCGUGACUGUCAGACCGUGCUGGCGUCAGCCACGAUCCCGGCCAGCAUAGAGCAGCUCGCCGGCCAGCUCCUGCGCGACCCCGUGACGGUCACCGCCGGGGAGAGGAACCUGCCCUGCCCCAGCGUGCGCCAGAUCGUCCUGUGGGUGGAAGAGCCAGCCAAAAAGAAAAAACUGUUUGAAAUCUUGAACGAUAAGAAACUCUUUAAGCCUCCAGUGUUAGUUUUCGUGGACUGCAAGCUAGGAGCAGAUCUGUUGAGCGAGGCCGUUCAGAAAAUCACGGGUCUGAAAAGCACCUCCAUGCACUCGGACAAGUCACAGAUGGAAAGAAAAAACACACUGAAGGGGCUGCUUGAAGGAGACUGUGACGUGGUGGUGAGCACAGGGGUCCUGGGAAGAGGCCUGGACUUGGUCAGCGUCAAGCUGGUUGUCAAUUUCGACAUGCCCUCCAGCAUGGACGAGUACGUGCAUCAGAUUGGAAGAGUGGGGCGAUUAGGUCAGCAUGGAACAGCGAUCACUUUCAUCAAUAACAACUCGAAAAGACUCUUCUGGGACAUUGCAAAACGCGUGAAACCCACAGGGUCCCUGCUCCCCCCGCAGCUGUUAAAUUCCCCUUACCUUCACGACCAGAAGAGAAAGGAGCAGCAGAAAGACAGACAGAUGCAGAACGACCUGGUUACGGGGGCCAAUCUCAUGGACAUUAUUAGAAAGCAUGAUAGAAGUAAUGCUCAGAAGUGAUCUGUUAUACCAUCUUGAACCGUUUUUAUUGUGUAUUGUCAGUGAAACUUCUGUACAUUAUUACUGUGUGGGUUGAUAAAGGUGACAUGUACAUGGAACAGAAAAUUAACAUGAUGUAAAAAGUUUUAAUAAUUAAGUUUAUACAGCCAUAUUGUAUUUAUUUACCUUUUUAAUUUUCGUAAAUUAAAAACAACAGCAGAAAGUGAAUUACUAAAUAAAAAUUUCUUUUCCCUGGAGAAAAGUCCUUUUUAUU